Messenger RNA from Funneliformis caledonium, 126 nucleotides. Lineage: Eukaryota; Fungi; Glomeromycota; Glomeromycetes; Glomerales; Glomeraceae. The record is from the annotation of a GenBank genome assembly.
UACACUAGGAAACCUACUGUGAUCAUACAUGUUUUGUUGAUAACUCCAAUACUUUUAUUGAGGGAUAGUGCCUCUCCCGUUAUUGUUGGCUCACGUCCGCCUCCUAAUGAUUCCACUAUGGAAUAA